AUGAUCAUGUUUCGUAGAGAUGUAACAGGGUGUCACUCUCUUCGGUGUCUCAGACCUGAGACUCUUCAGCAGAGCCUGAUUGGAGGGGAGGACGAAGUGGGGGUGGAGAAAGCCGGGAGCCGCAGACGCACAGCGCCCGGGGCCUGCCCGCCGGAUGGGGGCUGCUCCGGCCUAGCGCACGCAGCUGCCUCAGCACAGGCUCCGCCAGCCCCGCCAGCACGGCCAGGCGCAGAGGAAACGCGACUGCCACGGCGCCGCCGCGGCGGGGGGCGAGAGCGCGGGGAAAGGGCCCCUACUCACCCGGGCCGCCGCCGCCGCCGCCGCCUCGGCGGCCCAUCCCUGCGGCGGGGGCCUGUCGCCGCGCCGCGUCGCUCCAGUCCCCACCGCCCGCCGGGCCGGCCCCUCCCCCUGCCCAACGUCUGCGCUCUGGGCCGCUCCUCAGACCCGGCCUCGGCCGCCGCCGCCGCAGCGCUACGUGGCCGCCGCUCCGACGUCUCGCGACUCCCUUCCGAGCGCGCGAGGCCGAGCGGGGCCGCGGGGCGGGCGGCGGGGGAGGGGGGUGCGCUGGAGGGAUGUGUGCGCGAGGGGGCAGGGAGGCCGGCGGGAGCGCGCCCGCGCGCGCGUACCCGCGCCCCCGCGCUCGCGCCCCCCUUCCCCCCGCGCGGUCGGGAUCCCGACACCUCCCCCCCCCCCCCCCCGCCCCAUCCCCGGCUGUGGGGUCGGCGCGCAUGCGCGGCCCUCGGCUCGGCCUGGGCGCACCUUUUCUCCCUCCUGCCACAGUGUGAACGCUCAGCCGCGCAGAUAACCGCCGGCUGCCUGCUCCACCCCCGGCCCGCGCCCACUCCGCCCACUCCCGAGCGCCCAGGUUUCUCCACCCAAACAAGCUGUGGGCCUUGGCUGCUCCAGUGGCUGCCUCUCAGUGCACAUCCUCCCAUGUUUAAUGAGAAGCAACAGAAAAGAAAAGAAGAAGCUCCAUCAAGUCCUACAGUGACUCGUCCCUGUGCUGUGCUCUAAGAGACUCUGAAAUGCUCUCACAUUUACGCCCUGCCUGGGGAACCAAGACUCAGGCAAGUUAUGCAGCUGGACAAUAUCAGGGUGCUGACUUCAGGCAUGGAGAACAACGUGGUGCCUUCAGGAUCGUGCUAUGUGAACAUCUCGUUAGCAUUCCUCCCAGCAAGGCCCUCUCUGUGAGAUGAAGAGAUGAGGAGGGAAAGCUAAGCUCUGUAGGACCAUGGUGGGAGCACAGCAGGACUUGGAGAAGCCAGGGGCACCGCUCUGGUGGGCUCUUCACUGCGUUGUCUUCAUCAGUAUCCAUCCUCCCUGGUCAAGCAUGGCCCCCACUCCAUAGCGGGAGGCCCAU
Messenger RNA from Microtus oregoni (creeping vole), 1360 nucleotides. Its product is annotated as translation initiation factor IF-2-like. The transcript is spliced from 4 exons. The coding region runs from base 1 to 1014 and encodes 337 amino acids. The record is from RefSeq and is a predicted model, not a curated record. Lineage: Eukaryota; Metazoa; Chordata; Mammalia; Rodentia; Cricetidae.